Molecule: messenger RNA, 1331 nt
Organism: Perca flavescens (yellow perch)
Lineage: Eukaryota; Metazoa; Chordata; Actinopteri; Perciformes; Percidae
Product: protein FAM19A2
Exons: 4
Coding region: 1-297 (98 amino acids)
Molecular function (GO): receptor ligand activity
Source: RefSeq, a predicted model, not a curated record
AUGCGGUCAUCGCAGGAGAGGACAGGGACUUGUGAAGUGGUUGCUGCUCAUCGUUGCUGCAAUAAGAACAAGAUUGAGGAACGCUCUCAAACUGUCAAGUGCUCCUGCUUCCCAGGACAGGUGGCGGGGACAACGAGGGCUCUGCCCUCUUGUGUGGAAGCCUCUAUUGUUCGUCACAAGUGGUGGUGUAAAAUGGAGCCGUGUCUGGAAGGGGAAGAGUGCCGAGUUCUCCCUGACCUCACUGGUUGGUCAUGCAUCUCUGGAAAUAAAGUAAAGACCACAAAGGUGGCGCGGUAGCAAGACAGGAGCUCCAUCUAAUCAGUACAAGCCUGUAAGUAACACUGGACUCUGAAGACAGUGAACGCCCCAUCAGAUAGAGCAAAGAACAAUAUAGAUUUAAUUAGAUAUCUCCUGGCUAAGCUUUAAACUGCAGGAACACAUUAUUUUAAUUUCCUUUUUGUUUGAACACAAUUUUGGUUAGUGUUAAUCCCAUGCAGUGGACAAUCUAAUAGCAACUGACUAAAGAUAAAAUGAAGCAGCACCCUUAAGCAGUCCAAACAGGCAGCGACUGCAAAGGACUGUAUCGCUAUUUCCGUGCUUGAUAUGCUGGGCACUAUGUGAUGCACUCAAUCAAAGUUUGGACGGGGCCUGCUGGCAGACACUUAAAAAGAGAUUUUGUGGAUUUUCCGGCAGCAGAAUGUGAAUCCAGUCAGUUGCUUGUGACUUUCUCCGCCGAUCAAAGCAGAGGACCACAAAUACUGAGAAAUUUAUGAUUGUGUAGCAUUUGUAAGCAAUGCUGUCCUGUAGACUUACUCUGAGCAUUGUAAAGAGGUCCGAUCCCUUUGGACAACUCCUUACCACAAAGAGGCACCCUCCCAAACACGCCUGCACACACACACACACACACACACACACACACACACACACACACACACACACUGCUUUUCAUCUCCACUGCUUGGACAGGCCACCACCUGCAAGGCUGUGAUGGCAUGCACACAAGCAUGAAGCGCUGAUGCAAAACAAGGACUGUUUGAAAUGCUAAUCAUGGGCAGAAAAGGGAGAGAGAGAAGAGAAGAGGAGCUUCUUCACUGCUGAGAGUAUUUACAUCAUGCUUUUGUUUGUCUCUCUAAACUGAAUACUCCUGUGGAGUGAACUCCGUUCAUAGUAAUGAUAGCAACAUUGGAAAUUCUCUGCCUUGAAGCAAAUUGUAGCCACCAACAGAACAGAAUAUUUACCGUUAUUGCAUUAUAUCAGUUGUCCUCUUCAUAUGAAUAAUAUCCUAUUCCUUCUGGACUACCCCUCUUUUAUCUCUUUAGUUCAAUCAGACA